ACGGCCACGGACGGAGAGAAAGCCGAAGACAGGGAGGACUGAGUCCCUAACCGCCAUCCUAGGCGUACCGCGCGCGCGCCGAUUCAAACCACCGACCGCAACAUUCUCGACCGAAAAAUCUCAUACUAAAUCGACUACAUCACCGACCGCCCUGCCGGCCUUCACCGACGCGGCAACAAGGGAAAAGGCUCCUCUACACCUCCCCCAGACCCUCCAAAACCGGUACAACAGCCGUCAACGACGACCGCAGGCGUUUCGAUCAACACACACACACCGAACACCUCCUACGCGGCGUGUAUAAUCGACCAACCUCUCCUCCUGCUCGUCCCCUGACGCAAGGCUUGCAUAAUCAUGUCGGAGACGACGGCAGGGAAGUGGUUCAACUUGGGAGGUGGCGGAGCGGACUCCCAGCCGGCGUCGUCGCAGUCUAGCCGCUUCCCGUCCAUGCCCAACGUCAACAUCCCGGGAUUCCGGAGGGAGCAGGAACCGACGCUAGCGAACGAGAUGUGCGAGAUGUGCCCGUCCCUGACCUUCCAGCAGCGGGUGGGGGGCUUCGUGGCCUGCCUCGCGCUGGGGUACCUGCUGUCCUUCCUCAGCACGGUCAUGCUCUGGUCCGGAGACCUGUCCUCGUUCGCGCUCAUCUACUGCCUCGGCUCUCUCAUCGCCAUCGGCGCUACCUCGUUCCUGAUCGGCCCUCGUCGGCAGUGCGGCAAGAUGUUCCACAAGAAGAGACGGAUCGCGUGCGUCAUCUACCUCGUCUUGCUCUUCGCGGUCAUCAUCUUGGCCUUCCUCGGCACCCCGGCAGGCAUCAUCCUGCUCGUUCUCAUCGUGCAGAUGUGCGCCGCCGUGUGGUAUACGGCCUCGUACAUCCCGUACGGCCGGGCGAUGAUCAAGGGAACGUUGUGUCCGUGCCUCAAGGACCUUGAAAAUCAAGAUGGGUAGUAGUACAUGCUGUACAGUAGUAAUCCAUUUAGUGACGAGGUGACGAAACCGUCAGUAGAGCUGUACAGCUUCUCUUUCUUUCCUUUCUUCUUUUGCUCUUUUGUUUUAUUUUUUGCUUUUUUGGGGGAUUUUUGUCUGUGCGUGGGGGUGGGGUAAGGUUCGGCAGGCUUUUUUUUUUUUUUUCGCUUUUUCUUCGGUGCUAGCUAGGGUUGCCGAGCACGCGGGACGAUGGUACACAGCUUGAUUGAGAGCAGCGUGUGCCCCUUCUAUGGAGCGUAAGGCGCACAGAAGGCAGGCAGGAAGCAAACAGGCGGGCACGCUGCACAAGAGGCGUGCUUACACUGGCCCUCAGCUAUCUAGCUAGCCGCGACAACACGGGUGCGCAUGUUUGAAUUGAAUCACACUUUCACGAGACAAACCUUGGUCAAGCUUUUGGCUGGACUGGCGUGCACGAAGGCCGUAAAUUUACGCUCUUCUACAACUUUUUCACGGACGGACGAAAAGUUGUGCACCUUUUACGACUUAUUGGCCGUCCUUUUCGUCAUGCGUCGAGGACCACAAGAGUGGUACUCCGCUGAAUGCGUGUCAGGAAAUAAAUAAUAAACACGGCGGGGUGGAAGUGGGCGUCGACCAAUGAGCGACGCCUAUUUCGCUGACUCUGUACCCCGCUCGCUCUU
Messenger RNA from Ectocarpus siliculosus, 1619 nucleotides. The record is from the annotation of a GenBank genome assembly. NCBI's taxonomy places the organism in Eukaryota, Phaeophyceae, Ectocarpales, Ectocarpaceae.